CCUUCACAAUCCACACCGAGUCGUCGUACCCAGCCUGAUCUUACAUCUACUCGCUUAUACGACAGCUGGAAAGCACUUAUUCCUACUCUAGUCGACAUCCAACUAGACUACACUGCACGGACAUUAGGCGCGCCUCUCGAACGAACGCCAAAGGUUCUGUCUUUGUGCAGCUCGCACACAUGUGCACAAAAACGCACAUCUCUUACCUGUCUCUUUUUU
Molecule: messenger RNA, 219 nt
Organism: Suillus subalutaceus
Lineage: Eukaryota; Fungi; Basidiomycota; Agaricomycetes; Boletales; Suillaceae
Exons: 1
Source: RefSeq, a predicted model, not a curated record